CCGUUGUUCCCGUUGUGAGACCUCGAUUCGGCCGGCGCACGUCAGCACCCUGCACCCAGCACCUAGCACCCUGCCCACGGACCGGCACCACGGGUCUGUCCGGACGGAUCUCGAGUGCUCCGCCGACCCGAAGUCUAUACCGUUCGUUCCCAGGCGCCCUUGCGCACCACCACCACUUCCUCUUCCUCCUCACCACCACGACCAGCGCCAACCACGAUGGGGUCAUCACCACUCUCGCUGAAGCGCGCCCUGCUUCUCUCGGCCUUCCUCGCCCUCGGGGUCCUGGCCCAGAACAACAACAACAACAAUAACAACCCUGGCAAGCCUGGCGAUACGACAACGGGGAACCAAAAUGAUGCUACGCCCACCCAGACCCAGCCGACGAACAAUGACAACAACAAUAAAAACACCCCAACACCAACGUCGCAGACAUCGCAAGCCGGCCAAACCACCGGCACUACCCCAACGGAUUCACCAACGACCUCGCCAUCAACAGCACAAACCACACCGGACUCGUCAAUGACGCUGCCCCAUCUGAGCACCUCGACGACUACCUCAGAAACCUUCCUGACCGGCAUGCCGACGCUCUCAACACCGGCCGACGACAGCAUUCCCACAUAUCCCCCGCCCACGAUCCCGCCGACUCACAACGCCCCCUUCAUGAACCACUCCACUCUGCCCGAUGGCACUGUGUUCAUCGCCGUCGGCGCUAUCCUAGGGGCCUUCGGCGUGGCCGUCCUGGCCUGGCGCGGCAUCGUCGCCUGCAUGCUGCACCGGUCGGUCGCCCGCGCCGCCAUGGCGCAGCACGCCGCUAACAACGGCCGCGGCGUCGCCGACAAGAACGCAGCCUCCUUCCCCGCACCGCCGGCGCAAUUCUACAAGUACAUCGAGCGCGAGUCGUCGCCCUCGCUCGGCGGCCCGGGCCUGGGCGGCUCCACCGGCCGGCGCACGCACCGCGGCCCGACGCCGUCCGCCACGCCCAGCCAGACGAACCUGUUCUUCUCGCCGACCGCGGCCGGCUCGUCCUCCGGCCUGGGCGCCGCCGGCGCCUCGAACCGCGACUCGGCCCGCUUCCUGCCCUCGGGCUUCUACGCCGCGGCCUCGCCCGUCGCCGGCGGCGGCGGCCACGGCCACGGCCACGGCAACUCGAUAAGCAUGAGCACGCUGCGGCCGUCGUCGCGCGGGCGCGCCGGCCAGAUGGGUCCCUCGCCGCCCGAGUCGCCCGACGUCGGCCCCCGCGUCGCCUCCCGCAACUUCAGCACCAGCUCCCUCAACCUCAACCGCCCGCCCAGCGCCGGCGCCAGGGCCCCCAGCGCGUACCUGGACGACCUGCUCGACGAGCAGCCCGGCCAGUUCCCGCCCGCUGCGGGCAGCCCGACGUCGCCUCAUGGACAUGGCGGUCCGGGGAGGCGGUUUUAGGGCGGUG
Thermothielavioides terrestris NRRL 8126 is the source of this 1426-nucleotide messenger RNA. RefSeq lists its product as uncharacterized. Gene Ontology annotation, cellular component: fungal-type vacuole. The coding region runs from base 217 to 1419 and encodes 400 amino acids. The record is from RefSeq and is a predicted model, not a curated record. The transcript has a single exon. Lineage: Eukaryota; Fungi; Ascomycota; Sordariomycetes; Sordariales; Chaetomiaceae.